Messenger RNA from Nymphaea colorata (pocket water lily), 1077 nucleotides. Its product is annotated as protein DMP2-like. The transcript has a single exon. Gene Ontology annotation, biological process: endomembrane system organization. Lineage: Eukaryota; Viridiplantae; Streptophyta; Magnoliopsida; Nymphaeales; Nymphaeaceae. The record is from RefSeq and is a predicted model, not a curated record. The coding region runs from base 149 to 754 and encodes 201 amino acids.
AUCGUCAUGACUCGCUCAAAGGUUCGGAACGACCAACAAACUGCCAUUCUCGUCAUCCAAGAAACAGUGGACGUCCUGUAUAAAUAGUAUCGGACAGGCACCGUCUAGAGCCCAGACCAGAUAGAAAAAGUAAGGAAGAGAGAGAGAGAUGGCGGAAGCCGGCAGAGCUUCAGCAUUCGGCAUCUCAAACACCACCCCUUCCUUGUCAUUCUCCUUUUCGUCUCAUAGCGUGGCCAGCAAGGCGAUGGCUGGGGCGUCUAACCUGCUGAAGCUGCUGCCAACGGGCACGGUCAUCGUCUUCCAGUUCCUGUCUCCCCUGCUGUCCAACAAUGGCGAUUGCCACCUCGCCAACAAGUUUGCCACCGGUGCGCUCCUCAUCCUCUGCGCAGCUUCCUGCGCCUUCUCCUGCUUUACCGACAGCUUCUCCGGUUCCGACGGCAAGACGUACUACGGCAUUGCCACCCGUAGCGGCAUGCUCGUCUUUGGUGGCCACUCCUCCAUCGAUCUCUCUGUUCACCGCCUCAGGUUCGGCGACUUCAUCCACGCCUUCUUCUCAGUCUUCGUCCUUGCAGCUGUGGCUCUCCUCGACACCAAAACCGCCGUUUGCUACUACCCUUCGCUGCUGAGGAAGGAGAAGGCGCUGGCCGUGGCCCUCCCUCCAGUGGUAGGCGCCAUCUCAAGCUUCGUCUUCACGGUUUUUCCCAACAAGCGCCGGGGGAUUGGGUACGCAGAGGUCCCAAGCACGACCAAGUAGGAGCGCACAGUGCAUGGCCCGUCGGUUCGUCACCCCAGCAUGAUGGAGCGUCUCGUCUGUGUGAAAAGUGCUCAACGUCUGAAGCGAAACGCCGUGAUUGUUAAUUUCCAGCAGUAGCCACGUCCUAAUUAAUCUAAGUGUUUGUACCCUUUUCCUCAGAUUCACAUAAAGUAGCCCAAGUAAACUCCUCUGCAGAAAGAACAACCUGGUUUCCCCAUAUGAAAUAUCAAAGUUAGUAAGCUUGUAUAACUGGGAUCCGCGCAUGAAAGAACUUCUCAGAAAGAGGUCGACGCCAAGUUCUUGCAAGCGUGCUUUAUUCAUUA